Fomitiporia mediterranea MF3/22 is the source of this 427-nucleotide messenger RNA. RefSeq lists its product as uncharacterized. Bases 33 to 233 code for a protein of 66 amino acids. The transcript has 3 exons. The record is from RefSeq and is a predicted model, not a curated record. Lineage: Eukaryota; Fungi; Basidiomycota; Agaricomycetes; Hymenochaetales; Hymenochaetaceae.
CACACUCAUACAUAACAUCGAGCGAAGAAAAGAUGGCUUGCGAUUGUACUGGCAACAUUCAGACUUGCACUGCGUGCGGACCGAGUGGUAAAGGCUGUGUAUGUAAAAAGAACGAGUGUACGUGCGAGGGGUGUGUUAAUAAGACGCAUGCUACUCAGUGUUCGUGUGGAGGUAAAGGCGUGAACUGCUCAUGUGCAGAUAAGCCUGGUGGAUGUACCUGUGCCAGCACGUGAAACAUCGGGCAGCAUUAAAAAAAUGUACAGUGAUUCCUUUCGAAAUAGCCUGUACGGUGCGAUGGGUUAUAUGGAUAUGUACUGGAUAAUGGGUCUUUGUUUGUGUUUAUUAUAACAGUUCCGAGAGGGUUGCUGAAUUAUGUUGGUCGAUUUGUAUCUGUUUACAUUUGAAAAUUCCAAAAAAUGGAUUUGGC